Messenger RNA from Sturnus vulgaris (Common starling), 744 nucleotides. RefSeq names its product C-type lectin domain family 2 member B-like. The record is from RefSeq and is a predicted model, not a curated record. Lineage: Eukaryota; Metazoa; Chordata; Aves; Passeriformes; Sturnidae.
AUGAAGAAGAAAUUUUGGUAUUUCUCACCCAAAAUAGCACCAAGUCCACUGACAUUGGCACAAGACCAACCUUUCAUCAUCUUGGCACGACCUGUAGCUUUUGCUGCCCUGGGAGCCCUUGCAGAGACACUGAAGGUUUGUUCUCCUGCAGGUCACAGCGUGGAGAUGAAACCAGAGGCACGUGUUGCCUGCCAGGUGAUGCUGGCAGUGAUUUUCACAGCUCUGUUCAUCACAGCCACUGCUUUUGCAGUGCAGGCUUUUCAGCCUCAUGCCCAGCCCUGCUUUCAGUGUCCUUUCGACUGGAUCAGGUACAGAGGAAAAUGCUACUAUUUUUCUGAGGUUGAGGGGAACUGGACAUCCAGCCAGGACAACUGCUCGGCACUUGGUGCUUCCUUGGCCAUGCUGGACAGCAUGGAGGACUUGAGCUUUGUGAUGAGAUACAAAGGCAUCUCAGAGCAUUGGAUUGGCCUUUUGCGGGAGGACGAGGAGCAGCCAUGGCAAUGGGUGAACCGCUCGCUUCUAUCUUACCCGUUUCCGAUCCGUGGUGGUGGGCUCUGUGCUUACCUGGAUGCCAGUGGGCUCAGCUCCUCCCACUGCAGCACUGAGAGGAGCUGGAUUUGUAAUAAACAUGAGCUGCAGAGCUCAGGCAAGGGCAACAGGAUGAGACGGCCUCCAAACCUCUGUGUCAGCUCCUUGGGUGCUGCAGGGAGGCCUUCUCACUCCCAAAUAUCUGGUGCACCAUAG